This is a messenger RNA of Homarus americanus (American lobster), 456 nucleotides long. Its product is annotated as keratin-associated protein 4-9-like. Lineage: Eukaryota; Metazoa; Arthropoda; Malacostraca; Decapoda; Nephropidae. Bases 1 to 456 code for a protein of 151 amino acids. The record is from RefSeq and is a predicted model, not a curated record. The transcript has a single exon.
AUGCACCUGCCUGAGCAUCCACUGUGCACCUGCACCACCUGCACCUGGGGCAUCCACUGUGUGCCGCACCCGCGCACCUGCACCCGCACGCACCUGCGCCUGGGCGUCACUUAUGCGCCUGCGCCGCAGGCAUCGCGACCGCAUAACGCCUGGGCGUCCGCUGUGCGCAUCACCGCAGACGUCCGCCUGUGCGCCUGCACCCACGCACCCUGCCGACCUGAGCAUCCACUAUGCGCCUGCUGCACACCUGCCACCUGCCCGUCCGCCUGUGCACGCAUGCACCAGCACCCUGAGCAUCCACUCUUGCCCUGCUGGCGACAUCCCUGCACCUGCACCUGCCUGGGCGUCCACUGUGCGCCUGCGCAGGCAUCCUAUGCGCCUGCACGCACGCCUGCGACCACAGGCAUCCACUCUGCCCCUGCGCCACGCACCUGCACCCGCACCUUGCAGGCCUGA